CAUCGAUAUAAACACCAGCAUCAGAAGCCCACGGUACAGAUAGAUAAAGUACUUUUCAUUCGAACAACAUCGCAUGAUCUAAACUCCCCAUGCGGGCGUGGAAAAACUCCACGAAAAUAAUUUGGGGAUAAAAUGAAGAAAUGGAUGAUGACCAGGCUGCAGUGGAUGCCAACAUUGUGGGCAACCUUGAUGCUAUGAAAAUACACACCUAAUUAAAAUAUACAGUUUAAUCGCAAUGAGUCCAGUGCAAGAGUCCAUUUGAUCCAUUGGUCGGUCGAUGCAGAAUUCUCAACUAUGUUGGCCUAAAUGUACACACAUUUCUGUAAAGAAGACAUAUUAUGCUCCCCCUCACACACACACACAAUUUUAAAACAGUCCCCUUGAGUGUUGUCUUGUUUCAUCAGCCCAUAACAAAAUUUCCUAAACACGUGGGAAAAUGUUUCGUGGUCAGAUGAAUUGUUUUUGCUGUAAUUCCAUAAGGUUUGUUUGCCACAACCACUUCUUACCACUAAAAGAACACCAUACCUGCUGUGAAGCAUGGUGGGGGGAAUUAUGAAAAGUUCGAUAUAGCAGUUACUGGUAUAACAAAACCUUCAGGAAAAGAAAUGUCAGCAAAAGCCUAACAGAACAACAGUUUUUGGGGUUAAUCAGAGACCCUUUAAACGGUAGCAAGUGUGUGCGGACUUCCAUUUAACAUGAGUUUGAAUGUGAAGAGCACAGCCACAUCCCCAGUUGCAAAACGGUGUGCACACAACCACAUUGUCUCGGUUGUUUAUUUUUUUACAUUCCCUCUUGAAAAAUAUUUCAUCUUUUUCGAUCAGGUUAUGGGUGGCAUUAUGGCUGAAAAAGUUUAGAAAUUAUUUCUUGAUUUCAUUUUUUUUUUUAUAUCACAAAAUCCUGGUGGUAAGCUACUUGUGUAGCCACAGCUGCCCUGGGGCAGUCUGACAGAAGCGUGGCUGCCAUUCUGCGCCUACGACCACCACCAAACAUCCAAUCACAUUCACUGAUGGGCAUUGUGGGUUAAGUGUCUUUUCCCCGAGUUAAAAAAAAGCAAAUAUGAACUCCAAACCGCACACACACACAAUCAAUGGACAGUUAAAGCUUAUAUUGUAUUUGGUAAUGUAUAUUCAUUUAAUACUGAUUUUUACCACAUGGUAAACUUUUAAUGCGUACUUUAAGUGCAGUAGUGAACACAUAUGUUGAAUGCAAUAUGCUAUUUUAUGUCAAAAGGCUUAUAUGUGUUUGAAAUAAUCUUAGUAUGCAAAUCUUUCAUGACAGGUUUACACACCAUAGGUAACCACAACACGCUGGUUAUGCGUCAUAAAAGUUGGAAUGAAGCAGCAGUAACAGUGAGGUCAGUAUUACACAGCGUCACUUCCAAGUGGGCGGGGGCGCCUGCAUGUUACGUCACAGCACGUCACAUCAGGCGCGCCUUUGACGCUCAACUACACAAUUUUACGUGAAGGAGUGACGCAUGCGUGAAUGACGUCGCUUGGUUUACGUCCGACGUGUGGGAUUUUUGGCGUCCUCUACCGGCGCUCGGCGGGAGCUUGGUAUGGAUAGGCUUUGCCAUAGAAACCGCCACACGGAGCCACGUAGCUGAAGGGUGGCCACUGAGCAAACGACGACAACAUGGCGAACAAAAUGACCUCCAUGCCCAACUUUAAAACCUAUCGUACGAACGUGAAAAUUGGCAACUGGAACGAGGAGCAGAAUUUGGAAGAGCAUGUGAGGAGCAAGUACCUGUGUAAAAGAGAAAAGGGGGAGCUGACUGCCCAGAGAGUCGACUUCCUCAAGCACAACAUCCUCAGUCCGGUGGAAUUGAGUGUGACCACAGAUGAUGCUCUGCACUUUGGAGAUGUUGUGAUGUUGGUGAACAUCGGUGUAGAUGGCAAAUGUUUUGCGCUCGGCAUCAACGCGUACAUUGAACACAUGACCAAGAUUCCUUCUCCUGGCAUUAAAGGUCCGUGUGGAGUCAGUGCUGGGAGAAACAUUCAGCCCAGUGUGCGCACGGCAUUCAUCAUUACCAGUGUAGAUGGCACUCCUGAAGGAGCAACUCUGCAUUAUGAGCAAAGUUUUGCCUUGAAAACAACAAGUGGCUUCGCCGGGGGUCUGUACCUGACAAGUGAUGUGCAGACAUUCCGGAAGUCCGCCCUUAGGUCUCGUCUCCAGGAAGUCAAUUUGGAGGAGAGCGAAUGCUUUCCAUCUUGGUGGAAGGUGGUGCACUUUGACCCCCAGGAGAGGCUCGAGCACGAGGGUCUGCCUGUACCCGCCAACGUCAACGUGGUCGUCCUCCACUGCAAGACAAACCAGGCUCUGGCUGUUAUGGACCAUCUAAUCCUUGGGACCACAUAUGGCAAUGAGUACGAGGUGACCGCUCAUACUUUCUUGGACGCCCACAAAGCUGAAAAGUCCAACAACCACUGGAUCCUGUGCACCUCUGACCCAGCCGGGGAGGGCCUCCUGCUUCUCAAUCGCCUGAAGUCGGAGGGAAACUCUGUAUCGUUGCCCCGGGAUGACAGUCCAACAGAGUAUAUCACAUGUAGCAUAUGUAAUUAUCGGGAAAACAGGUGAUUUGUUUCUUUAAAAAAAAAAAAAAAAAGGUUCUAUGCUUGGAUGAUUCCCCCCAACUUUGCAUUUGUUUUUUUUAAACACAGAUUUGUUCCCCGGGAAUGUUUGUUGCUAUAAGAAUUUGAUAUGUUUUGUCAAACACGGGGUGGUCAUCUAUUGUGAUUUUCAAAAAUAAUAAUAGAAAAUGUGAUAUGGAGGCCCAUGGUGAGGCAUGCUUCCAGCACACUGAAAAAAACAUCCCUUUAGGGGUACAAUGGCCUGUCACUGGGGUGUUAGAGGUACUUUGAUACCCUUGACACUUGCUUGGAAAACCCGUCCUAUCAUGCUUUCCCAUGCAUAUUAGGUUACUUGCAGACUCUAAAUUGUCCAUAGGUGUAAAUAUGAGUGUGAAUGGUAGUCUGUGUAUUGUCUGUUCCCUGCAAUUGGUUGGUGACUGGUCCAAGGUGUACCCAGCUUUGAGGAAUGUUGUGGGUGAAUGGUCUAUUGUCAUCUACUCCAGUUCUGUACACACCUUGACGAAUCUGAUGGGUGUUUUUUUGUCCACAAUUUUCUGUCAGUCGAGGGCUUGAACCGGGAUCCCCAUGCAAUUUUAGCUACUUGGGUAUGGCUCAAUAAUAUUUUGAGACUCUAAAUUGAGCAAACUGGGCAAAUUCCUUUUUGUGAUUUUGCAGCAGUGAUGAAAGGUUUAGGGCUGCAACUCAAUGACUCCAACUAAGUGUUUAGUGCAAUAGUGGUCUAAGUCCUAAACAACUCUGUCAAUAUUUCACAAAAGAGUGCAGACGGCCCUCGUAUGUCAAAAAUGUAACAAAACCUUGGAUUAGACCAGUUUUCAUCUGAGAAUUGAGUUACUACACUCUAAUUAUUGGUGGCUCAAUAGCCCAUAGGUGUGAGUGGUUUUUAGUCUAUAUUUGCCCUGUGCUAGCCUCUCGCCCAAAGUCACCUGAGAUGGGCUCCAGCUCACCCACCACCCAAAUGAGAACAAGUGCAAGAAUGGAUGCAUGAAUUGAUUUUUAUGCUUUUUCUCACAUGACCCAAAACUCACAGACUUUUCCAAGGGUGUGUGUAUCCUCGUGAAAAUGUUUGUAUUUUAGGGGUCCUCAAGAGCCCCCCCCCACACACACCCUCCGCUAUAAGACGCAGUAGCGCCCCCUGGAAAGAAAAGAAAAUUGCCCUUGGGAAACCAGUUUCACCUUCCAUCCAUUCUCAACACCACUUAUCCUGUUCAGGGGCGCUGGAGUCUAUCCCAGCUGACUUCGGGCGAAAGGCAGACUACACCCUGAACUGGUCGCCAGUCGGCAUUGGUUGGACCUUGGCGUCCUCUCCAUGCUUGCAUCUGGUCUUUGUUGGGUUUUUCCAUUGGUCCUGGGUCUCUUUAAUUGCAGUGGGAACGCUGCACCUUCUGUUCCAAAACUAAAUGUAUCAAAAUGUGUUAUUUCUUCUCCAGAGAGUAAAGGGAACAUUAGGCAUUUUUAAAAUAUUAACUGUAAAACUGAAAAAUGCAUUCCUGUGAAUUACUGAAGUCAUAUUAGCUGUAUCAACACUGUUUCUGAGAACUGCUUCACAUCUGUGUUGCAUGAUUUUGUGACUUUGAGGGGGUCUCAUGUUGAGAGCUUGGCUUCACAUGGGCAUUGUCAACAAACCGUGAAUACGGAAUGUCCUGGGCUGGAAUAGCAGUUCAGAGCAGAUGUAAAGUAGUUCUUGUAAAAGUUCUUCAAUUAAAUGAGUUCAAGCAUUUUUCAAUUUGCACAGUAAAUGGUAUGCAUAAUGACAAAUGUUAACAUGGUCUAAUGUUCAAUUUUCUUCCCUUUCUGUACAGGAAUAACACAUUCAAAUACUUUUUUUGUUUUGUUUUUUCAUUUGAAAUAGAAUGAGCAGUGGUCCCUAUUUGUGUUUUUGAAAAUAAAAGCUAUUAUACAAAUUUUUAGCUUUUACUCAACUUUUAAACACAAUCCUCUAAACAUAACUAUACAGGAGCUGUCAAGAGUUAUAUAAAUACUGCUUUGGAACCCUGCAAAUGUAUUAAAUGUAAAUGUAAUGUAACAAAUGUACAGCUUAUACCACAACUGGCAUAAAUGAAAAGCAUCACCAAAAUCACAUUUUUAUUUCUGUAAUGAUUAAUUUGCCAGUAUGUAGACUAUCUUGAACCCAAAUGAGUUUUAGCUAAAAUAUGAAUAUGAAUACACGAUUAUUUCUUAAGAUGUCAAGAACAUAGUCAUUCCACUUGCAUUCUUCUUCUUUUCCUUUCGGCUUGUCCCAUUAGGGGUCGCCACAGCGCGAUAUCCUUUUCCAUGUAAGCCUAUCUCCUGCAUCCUCCUCUCGAACACCAACUACGAUCAUGUCUUCCCUCACGACAUCCAUCAACCUUCUCUUUGAUCUUCCUCUAGCUCUCUUGCCUGGCAGCUCCAUCCUCAUCAUACUUCUACUAAUCAUCUCCUCCGGACGUGUCCAAACACUCGAAGUCUGCUCGCUCUAACUUUGUCUCCAAAACAUCGAACCUUGGCUGUCCCUCUGAUGAGCUCAUUUCUAAUUUUAUCCAACCUGGUCACUCCGAGAGCGAACCUCAACAUCUUCAUUUCCGCCACCUCCAACUCUGCUUCCUGUUGUCUCUUCAGUGCCACUGUCUCUAAUCCGUACAUCAUGGCUGGCCUCACCACUGUUUUAUAAACUUUGCCCUUCAUCCUAGCAGAGACUCUUCUGUCACAUAACAUACCUGACACCUUCCUCCACCCGUUCCAACCUGCUUGGACCCGUUUCUUCACUUCCUGACCACACUCACCAUUGCUCUGGACGGUUGACCCCAAGUAUUUAAAGUCCUCCACCCUUGCUAUCUCUUCUCCCUGUAGCCUCACUCUUCACCCACCACCCCUCUCAUUCAUGCACAUAUAUUCUGUCUUACUUCGGCUAAUCUUCAUUCCUUUGCUUUCCAGGGCAUGCCUCCAUCUUUCAAACUGUUCUUCCACCUGCUCCCUGCUUUCACUGCAAUGUCAUCUGCAAACAUCAUGGUCCACGGGGAUUCCAGUCUAACCUCAUCUGUCAGCCUAUCCAUCACCACUGCAAACAGGAAGGGGCUCAGGGCUGAUCCCUGAUGCAGUCCCACCUCCACCUUAAAUUCGUCUGUCACACCUACAGCACACCUCACCGCUGUUCUGCUGCCCUCGUACAUGUCCUGUAUUAUUCUAACAUACUUCUGCCACUCUAGACUUCCGCAUGCAGUACCACAGUUCCUCUCUUGGUACUCUGUCAUAGGCUUUCUCUAGAUCUACAAAGACACAAUGUAGCUCCUUCUGACCUUCUCUGUACUUUUCCAUCGACAUCCUCAGGGCAAAUAAUGUAUCUGUGGUACUCUUUCUAGGCAUGAAACCAUACUGUUGCUCGCAAAUACUCACUUCUGUCCUGAGUCUAGCCUCCACUACUCUUUCCCACAACUUCAUUGUGUGGCUCAUCAACUUUAUUCCUCUAUAGUUCCCACAGCUCUGCACAUCACCCUUGUUCUUAAAAAUGGGCACCAGCACACUUUUCCUCCAUUCCUCAGGCAUCUUCUCACGCACUAGAAUUCUAUUGAACAAGCUGGUCAAAAAUUCCACAGCCACCUCUCCUAGAUGCUUCCAUACCUCCACAGGAAUGUCAUCAGGACCGACUGCCUUUCCAUUUUUCAUCCUCUUUAAUGCCUUUCUAACUUCCCCCUUACUAAUCAUUGCCACUUCCUGGUCCACCACACUUGCCUCUUCUACUCUCCCCUCUCUCUCAUUUUCCUCAUUCAUCAACUCCUCGAAGUAUUCUUUCCAUCUAUCUAGCACACUUCUUGCACCAGUCAACAUAUUUCCAUCUUUAGCCUUAAUCACCUGCACAUAGAUCCUUUUCUCCUUCUUUAGUGUCCAACCUGCCAUGCAUGUCAUCAUAUGCCUCUUGUUUGGCCUUUGCCACCUCUACCUUUGCCCUGUGUCGCAUCUCAAUGUAUUCCUUUCGCCUCUCCUCGGUCCUCUCAGUGUCCCACUUAUUCUUAGCUAAACUUUUUCCUUGUAUGAUUUCCUGUACUGUAUGGUUCCACCACCAAGUCGUCUUCUCUCCUUUCCUGCCAGAAGAUACACCAAGUACUCUUCUGCCUCCCUCUCUGAUCACCUUCGCUGCAGUGGUCCAGUCUUCUGGAAGCUCCUCCCGUCCACCAAGAGCCUGUCUCACCUCUUCCUGAAAAGCUGCACAACACUCGUCCUGUCUCAGCUUCCACCACUGAUUCACUGCUCUGCUUUUGUCUUCCUAAUUUUCCUCCUCACCACCAGAGUCAUCUUACACACCACCAUCCUAUGCUGUCUCGCCACACUCUCCCCUACCACUACCUUACAGUCGGUAACCUCCUUCAGAUUACAUCGUCUGCACAAGAUGUAAUCCACCUGCAUGCUUCUACCUCCGCUCUUGUAGGUCACCCUAUGUUCCUGCCUCAUCUGGUGGCGGGGCAGAGACAGAACACCUUAACACAAAUGACAACAUUCGGUAGGCCUAUCCAAAAUAGAUUGAUGGCAAGAAAAAAAUGUAUGUAAAUGUUUUAUUAUUUACAAUAUAUUAAUCUAUUUAUUGAGAUAAAUUAAUGAAAAAUAAUAAUAAUAAAUUGUAAUUAAUAAAUUUUUGAGAACAGCUACAUAAAUGCAACAAAUAUUACAGGGCCCAUAUAACAGACCGGGCCGUAUCUGGCCCGGAGCCUGGUCAUACUUUAGUCCAGUUCUCAUCUAAAUUCUUUGUGCAGGAGGGCUGCACGAUAUUGUCUUUGAGCAUCGUCAUCACUAUGUACGUGUGUGCAAUAGUCACAUUGCAGGGUCUGCUGCGAUGUUAGUGUACUGUAAUAUACAGGGAAUCAACUGUAACUGUUUGACCAUGAUUAAAAGAUUGUACUUUACACCUGCUGUAGUUCCUAUUUCACGCUUCAGAAUGAAACUAGGCAGUCACGAGGCAGCUGUGUGAGUGAGCGAGGUGCGUUCAGGGACACUGCGUAAAUGGGAUUGAAUAUGUUCUUUUAUAAUACAGUACAUAAUUGUAAAAAUGGAAUAGUAGGUAAAUUAUAUGUAUCAGAAUGUUUUAGUUAAACACUAUGAUCACACUGUGAUAAUAUGAAUUUUGUUUUGUAAUAUAAGAAUAAAUAAAUUAUUUUGGUAAUAUAUUUAGCCAGAGCUGUGAGGAAUGCAUCAUUGACCUUUCACCUUCGUUCCUGUCAUACUGUGUUGCAUGUUUUUGUUUGGCCAUUAAGA
Messenger RNA from Phyllopteryx taeniolatus (common seadragon), 7808 nucleotides. It is a transcript of the gene cfap161, whose product is annotated as cilia and flagella associated protein 161. The record is from RefSeq and is a predicted model, not a curated record. The transcript has 7 exons. Gene Ontology annotation, cellular component: motile cilium. Lineage: Eukaryota; Metazoa; Chordata; Actinopteri; Syngnathiformes; Syngnathidae. Gene Ontology annotation, biological process: cilium assembly. Bases 1633 to 2574 code for a protein of 313 amino acids.